AUGCUUGGCCAAGAUUUAAUUUCCAUACACUUUGAUGGAUUUACUGAACUGUCCAAAGACGAGGAUUAUGUGACUUCUGAAAAUGAUGAAAGUGACCUUGAAGAGGAAUAUUAUGCUCAUAUAAUUGAACUCGACAUUAUAACGGAGAAAUGCACACCUUCAUCCUCCAAUUAUAGAGCCGUUCAUUUUCAUAUUCAAAGGCCUAAUGGAUGUGAAUUGCCAACCGUCGAAACUAUCAACUUGCGAAAGGUAAAAGAGACGAACAGGAUCAAAGACAGACGGUAUUGGUUCCGGAAGAGGACGUGUAAACUAGAUCGUUGUUUGGUAGAUGUACUUAAUAAUCUCUUUCUUGACUAUAACGUAUGUGAAUUUGAAUUGGCUAAAAAACUUAAAGUAUUUGGGUUACAAACGGAAGGCUACGAUUGUAUCAUCUCUGAACUAUAUAUAGUUGGUCAUGGGCUUUAUUGUAUAAGAACAAUGUCUCAGUUUACUUUACCGAGAAGAGUAUCUGAUUUAUGCUAUUUGUACGAACUAUUUAGAGCCAUGUUUGUUCUUAGAGAGGAAUUGGUCAAGUCAUUGAGAGUUAUUUAA
This is a messenger RNA of Funneliformis geosporum, 591 nucleotides long. Lineage: Eukaryota; Fungi; Glomeromycota; Glomeromycetes; Glomerales; Glomeraceae. The record is from the annotation of a GenBank genome assembly.